Vicia villosa (hairy vetch) is the source of this 3506-nucleotide messenger RNA. Its product is annotated as myosin-binding protein 3-like. Gene Ontology annotation, molecular function: myosin binding. Lineage: Eukaryota; Viridiplantae; Streptophyta; Magnoliopsida; Fabales; Fabaceae. Bases 235 to 2736 code for a protein of 833 amino acids. The record is from RefSeq and is a predicted model, not a curated record. The transcript is spliced from 6 exons.
UUUUUAUUAAUUUUUUUAAUUCCUUCCCCGAAACAAAUAAGGCAAAAAAAGACAAGUUCUUUACCAUUUCUGAUCAGAAAAAAUUGCCUCUAUUCUCCAUCCUCUCUCUUCCUCAUCAAACUAAAGAACAACAGCUUUCUAAGCAUAGGUUUUGAUUUGGGUGGUUAGGGUUUUGAUUGAUGAAUUUCACUGUCAUGAAUCUCUUUUGGGAUUUGUGAGAAAAUUUUAGUGAAAAUGGCGACAAAUCGAAGUGGAACUUCAUUUGUCAGAACGAAAAGGAUGGAAGGGUUCAGUGAUCAUCUCACAUUUGCAGCUUGUGAGUGGUUUUUGAUAUUCCUAUUGCUGCUGGAUUCGUUGUUAUCGUAUCUUCUCAAAAAGUUUGCGAGUUAUUGCAAGUUGCAGUUGCCUUGUUUGUUAUGUUCUAGGCUUGAUCAUAUCUGGGAUGGUGAGAAGCCGGAGUUUUAUCAUAACUUGUUUUGCGGAAAUCAUAAGUCCGAGAUAUCGUCUAUGAUGUUUUGUCAUAUUCACGGUAAGCUUGCGGAUGGUCAUAGGAUGUGCGAUGACUGUCUUUUGUCGCUCACUACGAACGCGAAGAGGAACACGAAAACUCAUCGGUUGUUGGCUGGUAAGUUUGGUGUUGUUAUGGGUGGUUCUGGUUAUCAAAACUCGUCGUUGAGCCGAGCUUUGUUUACUGGACCUAAGGGAUCAAGGCCGUGUAGUUGUUGCGGUAAGCUUUGGAAGUUGGAACAGAAUGGUUUGAGAUCUGUGCAUUUAAAAGCGCCUGGGAGAGCUGUUCUUAAGCCAUACGUUCCUUUGCCGCGUGCACCGAGACAAAGCCGUUUAAAUCAUCGGGAUAGCAUGAAGAAAAUAAGAGAGAAAACUCCGGAAACUGACGGAAAAAGAAGCUUUCAUCCUUCGUCUCAUGUAGGAUAUACUGUGUUGAAACUUACUUCGGAUACGGAGUCUGAGUUUCAAUUUUCGGAUUAUGAUGAUGAUGAUGACGGUAGUGCUUUUCAUGAAAAAAUUGAAGCUAGCAAUGCCACCUUUACUCAAAAUGUAUCAGAAAUGUCGACAGAACACGCAAAGGGUGAUUUGAGUCCAACAAAGCCAAAGCCUAGUUCCCCUAAACAUGUGGAAGAAAUCAACCGACCGCUAGCAGAUCAAAAUUCAUCAGGUUUUGACCUACCUGAGCUCAUUUCACUAGAUGAAGUUUCACUAUCACAUUCACACGUUGUUAAUCAAGAACCAGAACGAGAAUCUGAAGAGUGUAAGAUUACCUGUCAUUCUGAGAAUUUUCUUCCUGAUGACCUAUCUGAGCUCAUGACUUUGGAAGGGUAUCACACACCUGCCGGAGACUCAUCGGAAAAAUCUGUAGAUAUUACUCAAGCAGAUGAUACUGGACUCGUAUCCGAAAAGAAUGAGGAAGUCUCAGAAAAGAUAGAUAGAAAUGAAGAUGCAUCUACAGAAAUUGAUUCGACGGCAAGCGAAACUGCUCCUCAAAGUCCUACACAAGAGAAUUUAACAGAAGUACCGGAUUCUGUCACAGAACAACCACCCUUCAAUGAAGUUGUUGAAGUCAAGGAAGAACAGGAGUCUAAUGUGUCAUCAUUUGUUCCCACAAAUCACGAUCACUUCCCAGAGAUAAAUGCCGAGACACCAAAAUCUUGUCUUGAAUCUCAGGAUGGAAGCGGCAUGUCGGAAAUUGAAGGCGAAUCCAUUGUUGAUAAAUUAAAGCGACAAAUUGAGUAUGACAAAAAAUGCAUGGAUGAUUUACAAAAGGAACUAGAGGAAGAAAGAAAUGCUUCUGCUAUUGCUGCAGACGAAGCAAUGUCUAUGAUCACAAGGUUACAAGAGGAGAAGGCGGCAUUGCAAAUGGAGGCUCUUCAAUACUUAAGAAUGAUGGAUGAGCAAGCAGAAUAUGAUAAUGACGAAUUUGAGAAAGUUAAUGAUCUACUCGCAGAAAAGGAAAAAGAAAUACAAGAUUUGGAAGCCGAGUUAGAAUAUUAUAGGUUAAACUCGAACUUAACGAAUGAGCCUAUCGUUCAUAAUAUGCACGAGCAAAGUAGGGAUUCAAAGGAGGAAAGUGUAACGCCACAAAAUAUUUGUUUUCAUAAUAUCACAGAUACGGUAAACAAUAUUCCCAAUUCACAAUUGUCCGAGGAAUCCAAAGGCAGUGACGAAGUUGUGGAUGGUGAAACCUCUGUCUUAGAAUUUGAAGAGGAAAAGCAAUACAUUUCACAUUGUUUAAAAUGCUUGGAAAAGAAACUUCAUCAACUUUCUUUUAAUAAGGUUUCCUCCGAAGCGUCUAAUGUUGGACUUGAAAAGCUUGAAACUAGUAAACUGAAUCAACAAGGAGAUUCUAACAGUGAAGGGCCCCAUUUAGAUGGUCGCGACGAGACUGAUUUGUCCAUACCAAACGAUCGAACGUUGAAUGGAAAUCAUGAUAAGGAUGACUCAGCUGCAUCAAAUCAUGAUGAUUGUUCUCUUAGUAUUGAAAACAAGAAUUCCACGUCUGCAGAACCACAAUCUUCCAGAUCUCGAAGAGAAACUGAUUUGAUUUCUCUAGAAAAUGAAAUAUCAGACCUUCAUGACCGGUUAGAGGCGCUCGAAUUUGAUCAUGAUCUUAUUGAGCACAUCACAAAUUCUCUUCAAAAUGGAAAUGAUGGCAAAAAAUUUAUUCAAGACAUAGCGAACCAAUUGAGCGAGCUACGGAAAAUUGGAAUAAGAUCAAGAUGACAUACAAAGAAUAGUGGACAGGUUUUUUCGCCUAGAGGAGAUUGUUCGACGAUUACGAAAAUUGAUGAACUAACUUAGUAAAUUCUGUUGUGAGCACUUGCAAUGAUUAGAAUCAUAAAUCCUAGACAAAAAAGCAAAAAAAUGAAAAUCAGAAAAAGAAGACAUGUGACAUUUUGCUGGUCUUUUGUGCUACUAAGAUGUAUGCAGAUCAUGCAGAAUCAGGAAACAAAAGAAAUCACCAAAUCAUGUAUUAUUCUUUUGAUGUCUAUGGAAAGCCAUGAGAUAAUGCAAAAAGCAUCUCCACACAUGCUCUGAACAAGUUUAUAUAUUUUACUUUUAUAGAAGAACCAGUUUAUUUUUAACUAUAGAGUAGUACUAGGAAUAGCACUCUUUGGUUUUAAUCUCUUGAGCCUUCUUUCCUUGUGAGUUUUCCUCUAGUUCUGUAUUUUAUCAACUGAAUAGAAGAAGGUGGAGUUUUAGAUGAGAUGUUAUAAUGGGAAAGAAAGUCUAACAUUGCAACGAUGAUUCUAAAUGAAUCAAUGUUAUCAUUUUUCAAUAUGUAUACUUGUAAUAGUUGAAAAUCAUGGCAUGUUAAUAAGUGUUUCUGAAGGCAGUUCAAAUUUAUCAAACAUGGAUUCUAAUUUGAAGGAGUUCAUUGAUAUUAUGAAAUAUUCUUAAAUCAGUUAAAAAGAAAUGGGAGGAGGCAGGUUCUCAUCUAGGAUAAUUUCUUUUCCCAUCCUAUACCUUCUCUCAAACCCUUGGCAUGAUUG